AUGGCUGCUAAGGAAGUGCAUGAUAUUAAAGGGGGAGAUCAGAUGCCAAGGCCAGUGCACAAGAUUAGAGAGGAUAACAGGAGAAAUAAUGCAGGCUGGAAGUGUGAUCGCUGUGGGGGCUCAAAUCAUGUCAGCAGUCAGUGCUAUUACAAAAACGCUGUGUGUAACAAUUGUAAUAAGGUUGGUCAUAUCCAGCGUGCUUGUCGCUCUCGAAGCGCCAUGAAUGAUAGAUCUUCAGGCCGUGGUCACAGCCGUCGUCGUGGUCGCGACAGGGGCCGUGGUCAUGGUCGUGGUACCCAUUACAAGGACAACAGAUCUUCCACUAAUCAUGCUAAUCGUAUUGACAAUGUAUCUCAGGAAGACGAGAACAAUGAAUAUGGACUUUUUAAGGUAGAAACUCAACAUGCUCAAAACGGAUUGAGUGGUAAGCGACACAGAGUGGAGCCCUAUCUCAUUGAAGUGUUAGUUAAUGGUAAAAAGCUAACUAUGGAGAUAGACACUGGCGCAGCAACUUCAGUGAUCAGUUCAAGUACUUUCCAUUCAGCGUGGAAGGAGGGUGAUGACAGGCCGAAGUUAAGUGAGACCAAUGCUAUUCUUCGGUCCUACAACAGAGAGAGUAUACCGAUAGUAGGCACUACAGACGUUCAAGUAAAUUAUGGAAAUCAGUCGGCCACUCUCCUGCUGACAGUGGUGGAAGGUGAUGGCGAGAACUUGCUUGGCAGAGAUUGGCUUCAGGCCAUCAGAUUAGAUUGGGGGAAAAUUUUGAAUGUGAGAAAUGAAGGGUUACAAGACAUUUUGAACUCUUAUUCUGAUGUGUUCCAAGAUGAUAUAGGGGAAUUCAAGGAUCAAAAGGUCACUAUUGAGAUCACCUCAAAUGUGCCAAGAUUUUAUAAGCACAGGAAUGUUGCUUAUGCUCUUCGUCAGAAAGUUGACGAUGAACUUGAACGCCUUGAAAACCAGGGUAUUAUCAAGCCAGUGCAGUAUUCUGAUUGGGCUGCUCCAAUCGUACCAGUGGUUAAAUCCAAUGGGAACAUACGAAUUUGUGGAGACUACAAAUUAACUGUCAACAAGGUCGCUCGUACUAAUGUUUACCCCAUUCCACGGAUCGAAGAUCUGUUCGCAUCUUUGUCAGGUGGAAAGACUUUCACGAAACUGGAUUUAAGUCAAGCCUACCAACAGUUAACCCUUGCCGAGGAGUCGCAAAAGCUCACGACUAUAAACACUCAUCGUGGCCUCUAUCAGUACCAGCGCUUACCCUUUGGCAUAUCGGCAGCUCCAGCUGUAUUCCAGCGAACUAUGGAGUGCUUGCUCAAAGACAUUCCCCAUGUCUGUGUCUACUUGGAUGAUAUUCUCGUCACCGGGGCCUCUGAACAGGAACAUUUGGAAAACAUGAAGAAAGUCCUAUCCAGACUUAGCAAGGCUGGUCUCAGAUUGAACGCACAGAAGUGCAAAUUCAUGGUCGGCUCAGUAGAGUAUUUGGGUCACAAAAUAGAUGCGCAGGGUUUGCAUCCCCUUGAUGAAAAGGUGAAGGCUAUAGUGUCGGCUCCAGCUCCACGCAAUGUUGCUGAACUUAAAUCCUUCCUUGGACUCGUGCAGUAUUAUCAGCGUUUCUUGCCUAAUCUCGCCACUACCUUGGCGCCCUUGCAUCGGCUUCUCAGGAAAGAAGUUACCUGGUCAUGGGGAACUCAACAGAAAAAAGCUUUCAACAUGGUGAAAGGACAUUUGUCUUCUUGUGAUCUCUUGACGCAUUAUGAUCCCCAUAAGAAACUUGUAUUGGCGUGUGAUGCAUCUCCCUAUGGGGUAGGUGCCGUCCUCUCACAUCAGUCUGAUGAUGGUGUAGAGAAACCAAUAGCAUUCGCAUCCAGGUCUCUGUCGCAAGCAGAAAAGAAUUACUCUCAAUUGGAUCGUGAAGCUGUAGCAAUUAUCUUCGGAACUAAGAAGUUCCAUCAGUAUAUCUACGGGCGUUCCUUUACUCUGUUGUCAGAUCACAAACGCCUCGAGAGUAUCUUCAGUCGGGACAAGGGCAUUUCACAGAUGGCAUCGAGCAGAAUUCAACGUUGGGCAUUAACCCUCUCUGCAUAUAACUAUACAAUCGAGUACAGAAAAGGUACUUCCCUUGCGAAUGCCGACUGCAUGAGUCGUCUUCCCUUACCAUACACACCACCAAAUCCACCUCUACCAGGGGACACAAUCCUCUUACUGGAAGCAAUGGAUGCUUCUCCUGUGAAAUCAUGGCAAAUUAAACAAUGGACAGACAGAGAUCCAACCCUUUCCAGAGUAAGAAAUUUCCUUCUUUCUGGAUGGCCAAGCAUAAAUCUAGAGGAGUCUUUCACUCCUUUUGUGAAAAGGAAACAUGAAUUGAGUGUCCUUGAUGGCUGUGUUUUGUGGGGCAAUCGUAUUGUUGUGCCGCCACAAGGUCGAGAGAUUGUUGUGAACAUGUUGCAUGAAGCUCAUCCAGGUAUCUCGCGCAUGAAGUCUGUAGCGCGUGGAUUCGUAUGGUGGCCAAAGAUGGAUGAUGAAUUGGAACUCAAGGUGAAAACCUGUUCUGUGUGUCAACAGUCUCGUCCAGUACAAGCCGAGGCUUCGCUUCACUUUUGGGAAUGGCCUGAACAUCCAUGGAGUCGUUUGCAUUUAGACUAUGCCGGACCUUUCCUGGGUAAAAUGUUCCUUGUGUGUAUUGACACACAUUCUAAAUGGUUGGAAGUGUUUCCAAUGAACAGUGCCACAUCAACUGCUACAAUUGAUUGUCUCAGACUCAUGGACUGCCAGACCAAGUGGUCACUGACAAUGGCACUUGUUUUACAAGUGAGGAAUUCUCUGUCUUUAUGA
Molecule: messenger RNA, 2829 nt
Organism: Haliotis rufescens (red abalone)
Lineage: Eukaryota; Metazoa; Mollusca; Gastropoda; Lepetellida; Haliotidae
Exons: 1
Coding region: 1-2829 (942 amino acids)
Biological process (GO): proteolysis
Molecular function (GO): zinc ion binding; aspartic-type endopeptidase activity; nucleic acid binding
Source: RefSeq, a predicted model, not a curated record